GUUAAUAAAGACUCCGUAUCAAGCUUUUGGUAGGGAAUCCGGAGUUACCGACAGAGCCCGGCAACACGAAACCUCGCCGAAAUUCGCGGGAACCGUCGGUUAUUCGAAUCGAUAUUAUUUUCUGCAAGGUUGUGAAUGAAAAGGGGGGAAAUAAAGCUCAGCAGGGGGCUUUCGAUCGAACUCAGUAGAUAACGAUCCACCUCGCUGUCCGGCCGAACAGAUGGCCGACGCGAUACCGAGGAGGUGUACGAUAAAACGGUGCAGACUGAGUGAGGUGCGCGACGUCUGAGAGAGUAGAAAAGCGAUAAAAUGCGCAAGGGAUCGUCGGGAUCUACCGUGGCGGGAAGGAACAAAAGCUCAUUCAAUACGUGGAUAACCGUCUGCGUUUAGUCGGGUGCGAGCAUCGUGAAGUGUUAGAUGAGCGAUAUGGUCAUCCGCCUAACCGCUUCGGGUCGAAAACGAGAAGCCCCUGGAGUGCUGGAUUAGGGAUGUCUUCGGAGUGCCGUUGAGACGCAUCAGAAACGAGUUACAGCAUCAUCGGUAUCACCGGCAGCCUGAGUUGUCCGAGCAUUGAUAAACGAUAUCUUCAGCAGCGUCGUGAAUGAGAUAAAAGAGAAGGAAAGGGAAAAAAACCGUAACCGCAAUUUCGGGCAUCAAGCCGCGCAUUACAGGUGAAAAACUACACGAACGAUAUGCGGAAAGUCGCUGCAAGGAGUUUAGCUACCCUCGUCCUUCUGGUCGCCGGGAUCAUCGACGGUGAUCAGACCCCCCUUUCGAACUCAACGUGUCCGGCAAGUCUGGCCCUUCCGAUACUGAACGUCGACGAAAUCGUGGAUUUCAAAAACGGUUCGAUUUCCUACGAAGGCCGCGUUUACCCGGCGGGUUAUCACCGUUGGGACGAUUCGCGCAAUCUCACCCUGGGCUGCGUCUGCGAAUUGCCGGGGUUCAAGUGCGUGCGGAAAUGUUGUCCCGGUUCUCAGGUGCUGAACUCAUCGACCUCCAACUGCUCCCUUCAGGCCCCUGACCGAGCACCCCAAUUUCCGGUCCCAGCGUUGGAACUCCCCGAGAAAAAUCUCGAUGAGGAAAUCAGGAACUUCACGAGAUUAGACCAGGUCUUCUACCUCGUGGAGUCCGGCUUCCUGUGCCAGGGAUCAAAGUACAUGCUCGAACCCACGAAAUACCCAGAGGAUGACUUCGUCCUUGAUUCCAAGGGCGCUCUUGUCACGCAGGCUGCCGUUCUCGAGCCUGAAAGGUACUGUCUCGACUGGCUCGACGACCUCGAGACCAUCCGCGUGAUCGUUUGCUACGUCGAGGAGGCCCAGGAGGAGCCCGUCAAGAUCGAGAUCAAGUUGUACCCCGUGGGGAUGAUCGUUUCCUUGCCCUUUCUGCUCGCCACCUUCCUCGUCUACGCCAUUAUCCCCGAACUACGGAACGUCUACGGAAUGACCCUGAUGUGCUACGUCGCUAGUCUCCUCGUCGCCUACACGAUGCUGGCCGUUGUUCAGCUCAUCACGUUCGACGACUUGACGUGCAUUGUACUCGCGUUUGUCAUCCACUUCUCGUUCCUCGCAAGUUUCUUCUGGCUGAACGUUAUGUGCGUCGAUAUCUGGUGGACGUUUGCGGGUUACCGGUCAAUUCAGGGCAGCGUAAGACAACGUGAACGCAAAAAGUUCAUAUUGUACUCUAUAUACGCUUGGGGAUGCGCAUGUCUGUUGACGGGAAUUUGCAUAAUUAUGGAAUACGCACCGGGAAUUCCCAGCAAUAUAGUUCGCCCCGAAUUCGGAGUGGACAAGUGUUGGUUCAAGACGGAAAUGGCGAAAGCUUACUAUUUUUACAUACCGAUGGGAUUGACGGUUCUCUGUAACAUAAUUUUGUUCAUCUUAACGGCGGCAAAGAUUAUACAACAUAAAAAGAACACGGCGCAUCAAUUGAAAGGAACAGAAAGCAGGCGUCACGAUGAUAAUAAGCAGUGGUUCAACUUGUACCUGAAAUUGUUCAUCGUUAUGGGCAUCAACUGGUCAAUGGAGAUAAUCUCCUGGGCGUACAAGAGUCCGGAGUACCUUUGGUACAUAACGGAUUUGGCAAACACCCUCCAGGGUGUGAUAAUAUUUAUAAUAUUCGUAUGGAAGGAGAAGAUUAAACGUUUAUUAAUGAAACGCUUCGGAUGUAAAGGGGAAAAUUUUUUAUCACGAGACUCAACGAGGAGCGCUUAUCACAGCUCGACGUCCCGGACUUGCACAACAUCCGUUCCUCUGAAUGAGAAAACAAACUCGUGUCCAGAACCCGCCGCUAAAUACAAAUCGACAAACUUUGACGACAGCGACGGUGCCUAAAAAAGUUCGGAUCAUUAACGACGUUUAUUACCACCGGAAAGAGUUGUGAAUCACAAUUAUUACGCGUAUAAUUCGUAGCAACGAUUGGAAAGAUUUUUUCAUUUUUUUUUUUCAUUCUUAGAGAGCGAUAAGAUCAGAAAAAGUUGAUUACGUGCAUGAAAGAAAUAAAAAUGAUAAACGAGUACGACCAAUUGAAAUAAAGAGAAAGCUCUCUUUUUGUUUUUUAAAUAUUUUUGGUUGAAACAUCGAUAUCGCUGCAAGUUUUCACUAUAUAUCGCAAUUUUAAAUCUACAAAUAGUUUGCUACGAUUAUAUUUUGACUUACAAUUUGAAUCUAUUCGUCUCUUCGUGUAGUUGAGAUCAUAAAAUUAUCUAUAGAAAAUAGUUUUAAUAACAAUAAUAAUCAUUAUUAUUGUAAUUUUAUCCGAAUAUAAUCCCAUCUUACUUUACACUGUGAGUUGAAUCCAGUGAAUGGUUCUUCUUUCUUUGUUUUUUUUUUUUUUUUUAACAUCGAGUGACUGAGAUGUAAUAUUAUUAAUGUCUGAUAGUUAAAAGUUUGAGAUUUGACAAAUUAUAAAUAUAUUAUAAUUGUAAUGUAAUUAUUAUUUUAAACUCUCAUAUUAAACGUGUGUAAUUAGAAUAUACAAAAUUUACGUAACUUGAAAGAUAUUCGAGAGGCUUCGUUGGUUGGGG
Molecule: messenger RNA, 3025 nt
Organism: Neodiprion fabricii
Lineage: Eukaryota; Metazoa; Arthropoda; Insecta; Hymenoptera; Diprionidae
Product: G-protein coupled receptor Mth2-like
Exons: 5
Coding region: 693-2333 (546 amino acids)
Biological process (GO): cell surface receptor signaling pathway; G protein-coupled receptor signaling pathway
Cellular component (GO): membrane
Molecular function (GO): G protein-coupled receptor activity
Source: RefSeq, a predicted model, not a curated record